This is a messenger RNA of Dromiciops gliroides (monito del monte), 1175 nucleotides long. Its product is annotated as serpin B6-like. Gene Ontology annotation, molecular function: serine-type endopeptidase inhibitor activity. Gene Ontology annotation, biological process: negative regulation of endopeptidase activity. The transcript is spliced from 7 exons. NCBI's taxonomy places the organism in Eukaryota, Metazoa, Chordata, Mammalia, Microbiotheria, Microbiotheriidae. Bases 1 to 1122 code for a protein of 373 amino acids. The record is from RefSeq and is a predicted model, not a curated record. Gene Ontology annotation, cellular component: cytoplasm.
AUGGCUUCUUUUAUUAAGGCAAACAACACGUUCGCCAUUACCCUCCUGAAAAUGCUUUGCCAAGAAGAAGGAAAAGAUGUGUUGUUUUCUCCCCCAAGCAUCUCAUUUACCUUGGCCAUGGUUCUCUUGGGAGCAAAGAAUGAUACUGCAGCCCAAAUAGAACAAGUAAUUACUAUUGCUAACUACAGAGGUGAAGAUCUUAACCUGUGUUUCCAAUCACUUCUCACCCAAAUGAAUGAACCAGACCCUUCAUAUCUGCUUGAAACUACCAAUAGACUCUUUGGAGAGAAUGUUUUAAAUUUCCUCCCAUCUUUUAAAGAAUCCUGUGAAAAGUUUUACAAUUCUGUACUGGAACAUGUUUGCUUUUCUGAAGAGGCAGAGACCAUGAGGAAACACAUAAAUGCUUGGGUAGAAGACAACACUGAAGGUAAAAUUUUAGAGGCUGUACCCAUGGAUUCAGUUAAUCCACUUAACCUAUUGAUCUUUGUGAAUGCCAUCAAGUUUAAAUUAACAUGGAAGACUGAUCCUGAACCUAUGAAAAGAACCCCUAGAAGUCAUAAGCAGGAGUACAGAUUCAGUCAGAUUAUAUCAAAGGAAAAGCUAUUUCUGGGAUUCUAUAUAGAAGAGCUGAAUGCUACUGUUUAUAUAAGUUCAUAUGAUCAAACGGAAUUGAUUAUUAUAUUUGUGUUUCCUCGUGAUGAUGGCAAAAAGAUGGAAAAAGAGUUGACCUAUGAAACAUUUAUAGCCUGGACAAAGCCAGAUGUAAGAGCUUUGAAGAAAAUUUUGGGCAAACAAUUCUUACCCAAAAUCAAGAUAGAAAAGUCUUAUGACAUGUUUAAUAUUCUCUGCAGUUUGGGUAUGUGUGAUGCAUUUCAUAAGGAUAAGGCUGACUUUUCUGGACUGUCAGAACUCAAAGCUUUUUACCUAUUAAGUGUUUUUCACUCAUCUUCUCUGGAAUUCAAUGAAGAAGGGAUACAAGCAUCUGCUGCCACUGUAGCCUUGGAGAUACCAGGAAAUGCACAGGGAAAAAGAAGAUGUAAGACUGCUAGUUUAUAUUUUUUCUUUAUCUGGAGCCAAAAAAUUAAGAGUAUCCUGUUCUGUGGCAGAAUUUCCAGUUCUUAAAGAGAUGCAGCCACUCUCUCCAAAGCAUCACUGUUUCUGCUACUUCCCUGCCU